This is a messenger RNA of Calliphora vicina (urban bluebottle blowfly), 1623 nucleotides long. RefSeq names its product allnighter (gene aln). The transcript is spliced from 6 exons. Lineage: Eukaryota; Metazoa; Arthropoda; Insecta; Diptera; Calliphoridae. The coding region runs from base 155 to 1342 and encodes 395 amino acids. The record is from RefSeq and is a predicted model, not a curated record.
CCAAAAAAAAAAAAGAAGAAGAAUCCUGCUCAUUAGACAAACAAUCCUAGUAGAGACGAAAUGUGAAAAAAUUGGCCAAAAUCAAAUAAAACGAAAAUAAACAAAACAAACAAACAUAAUCAAUCCAAAAUAGUUAAUAAAAAUCCCCAAAAAUAUGUUAAAUGCUUUUAAAAGAAGAUUUCGCACUUUGCUGCAGCGUUUGGUGUUAUUAGCCAUCCUGGCUGGGAUUUUCAUGCUGGUGGUGUCCUACAUGAAUUUGGAAUUUUGCUAUAGAAUCAUGUCACAAAAUAGUCUAACUUAUAUGUGUAAAAAGUACAAAAACUAUGAAUAUAGUGGCUCGUUGUGUGAGGAAUUGUGUACUAAUGAACAGUCCUUUAAGUCCUUUAAAUGUCCCCAAAAUGACAUGAGCACAAUUAUGUUUACGGCUGAGAAGAAUGGCGAUGUGUAUGCAAUUAAGUUGGCUCGCCACAUUAAGGAUGAUUUGAGCUGGGUGAAUAGACAUGGCGAGCAGGUGUAUCCAAAAAUAGAAAAUUUCCAUCAUAUUGUUAAAAUGCAUAUCACUUUGAAGUACAAUGUAACACUGGAUGAUAAUAUGAUUCGCGCCUUGGUGAAUCAAGAAAUCGACAAAAAUAAUCCGCAGCAAAUGUUAAACUUUUGGAGACUUUUCAAAGACAAUAACUACAUGAUGAGUAAACUGUAUGAUGAGGAGAAUUUAUUUCCCACAGUAUUGGGCUCCUGUGGUCCCUAUUAUGCCACCGAGAAUUUGAAUAUACUAAAAACUGAACAAACAUUGCUGCAAUAUAUCUCCUUUGAUUGGCAAAAACGUCUUAAGUUUGCCUUAAGCCUUAUGGAAUUUGUAUUUAAAAUGGAUGAAAUGAAACCGGAACCACUGAGAAUGUGUAAAAUGAAAAUAAGCAAUUUUGGGGUGACAGGAGACAAAAGAAUAAAAUAUGAAAAUGCCGAACAUGUGUUUGUGGAAACCCAAUUGGAUAAACUGCUAACGAAUGGAGCUGCCUGUGAGGAGGAUGUCGAUUGUAGUUACCACUAUUGCAUGGGCAAAUGUGAUCAGGAGAAGCUAACAUGUUCGGGUGUGCAACAGAACAAUAAUCUACAAAUAUUUUGUGACCAAAUCCUUAAAGGGGGCGGUCUAUUUCCCGGCCUCUUGGCCUCCGCCAAAACACCCAAAAAUCUCAUGAAACUAGUUAAAACUUGCAUAGAUCCCUCAAAGCUGGCAAAUAAUCAUGUGGCCGGCAGACAAUAUGCUCCAAAUACGGAAUUAGCCUUAAGGCUGUACAAUGAAAUGAAACGUUUACACAAGGCCACAGCAAAAGCUGGCAACUAGAUAAUUAAUACGAAGAGCUUUGUUCAGGAGCAUGAGAACAAUAUUGCAAAUUCCUGGGGGGAAAAAUAACUUAAAAAGUUGUUUUUUUCAAAUCCACUACUUUAAAUGAAAUGUACUUUAUUUAUAUUAGAUACAAAAAGAAAACCCUCCUUAAAUUAGGGUAGCAUGUAGUGAAACUAUAAGUCUAAAAUUACUGCUCAAUUACAGUGUUUUUAUUUUAAAAGCUAAUUUAUAAUAAAAUAAUUAAAACGGUGCGCUUUGCUACCCCAAUCGUAGUAAAA